Lutzomyia longipalpis is the source of this 530-nucleotide messenger RNA. RefSeq lists its product as uncharacterized. Bases 44 to 436 code for a protein of 130 amino acids. NCBI's taxonomy places the organism in Eukaryota, Metazoa, Arthropoda, Insecta, Diptera, Psychodidae. The record is from RefSeq and is a predicted model, not a curated record. The transcript has 2 exons.
UGAAAGAAAAUUUGCGAAUAAUUAUCAAAUAUUGGGGUAUAAAAUGGGGCUUCUAGCAGUGGAGGAGCAUCAGUUUUUGUUUUGUGAAGUAAUCGAAAUGUCUCGAGUUUUCAUCUUGUUCCUCCUCCUGGGAGUCUCUGUUGUUUUUGCCGAUGAUGCAGAGCCUGAGGCACCGGCUCCCGAUCCACCAGCCCCUGAGGAUCCAGCAGAUCCACCGGAAGAUCCUACUGCUCCGGAAGGACCCCCAGAUCCAGCUGCAAAUCCCACUGAUCAAGUUGCAGAAGUCAUGGCAAUGUUUGCAGAGAUCAUGGCAGUUAUACAACAGAUCAUGGCAGCUAGUGCUCAAGCCCCUCAAGCACCGCAGUUUCCGGCAAUAAGUCCACUUCCAGCAUUCCCCCCAUUUUUCCCAUCCUUCGCAGCAUGGAAAAGACGUUGAAAUAAAUGAAUAAAGAGGAUUUGUGCAAAGAAAUUAUGCAAUAAUUGUAACGAUUUAAGAAGUCAAUUUAAUAAAAUUAUUAGAAUUGUUUGCA